Megalobrama amblycephala (Wuchang bream) is the source of this 5998-nucleotide messenger RNA. RefSeq lists its product as uncharacterized. Bases 582 to 1538 code for a protein of 318 amino acids. The transcript has 2 exons. Gene Ontology annotation, molecular function: single-stranded RNA binding. Lineage: Eukaryota; Metazoa; Chordata; Actinopteri; Cypriniformes; Xenocyprididae. Gene Ontology annotation, cellular component: ribonucleoprotein complex. The record is from RefSeq and is a predicted model, not a curated record. Gene Ontology annotation, biological process: retrotransposition.
GAGUUGUCCUCAAAUUGAAUCACUGCCCAGAUAUAUCUCUAAAUGAACUGACUGUCUGCCUGGCAGAUGUAUCUAAUAAUCUAUAUUUAUUUGUGACAUUGUCAUUGACAGGCCUUUUUUUCCAGUGGCCUGACACCAAAAUCCGACAUGACUGUAUCAACAAGUCUGUAGUUUACUCUAUUGUUCUCCCAGUUCUCCGGCCACUUUUAUGUAUUUCGGGGAAAUUUUCGUAAAUCCGACAGCUCUGAAUUGCGGUGCAAACUUAUUGUACAACAAAACACAUUCACUUCCACAUAUUUUACAACCAGAAUAUAUAAUAUAAUUCAUGAUAUAGGCCUUGUUAACAAGUUUGUGAAUAUUUUGAAUAAAAAAAGAAAAACGAAAUAAACGUGAUACCUAGAUAUCUGUCAGCUGCAUGACGCAUCUAAAGAAUAAAUACGUUCUAAAAUAAUGUUCUAAAAUAACGGUUGCCUUAAACUCAUGCUAGUGGACUUAGUUUGGAGGUGCUCCUCCACUAACCUUGAUAAAUUAGUUUUAUUUAAUCACAAACAAAACAAAAUCUCACAAAGCCUGAAGUCAAGAUGAUGAAACCUAAAGCGAAAAAAGGGGACCAAUCGACCAACGUGGACGAGCAAUUGGUGGAGAAGCAAACACUGACUGAACAAGUGGCUAGUGCUACUCCUAGCGACGAGACCGUGGCCUUAUCCCCUAUUUUGGCGGCUAUCCAAGCAUCGAUCCAAGUUAUGGAUAAGUCGAUGAAUGACAGAUUUAACUCCAUUGAAAAUACUUUAUGGCAGAUGCAAACAUCACUCUCCGAAACUAAUUCCCGCAACUCCAAAUUGGAGGGCGCUAGAACCGAACAUGAGAACCGCAUCUCUGUGCUAGAGACUCUCUGCCAGGACAUUGCUGUGGCCAAUAAAGCCCUACACGCCAAGCUUGAUGACCUGGAGGGUUGCUCCCAUCAGCAAAAUAUAAAAAUUACGGGGCUACAAGAGAAAGUUGAAAACAACCGACCAGCUGAAUUUGUGGAAAAGCUGAUUCCGGCUCUCUUGGGAGUCCAAAACUUUCCAUCUAGGGUAAAAGUGGAUCACAUUGGACCUCUGCCAGCCAAAGGAGGACACCCCCGGACGCUAAUAGCAAGAAUCCAUCAUUACCCCAUUAAAGAACUAAUCCUGAAGCUGUCCCGACAACAAUCGCCCCUACAGUUUGAAGGUAUGCAGAUCUCCAUAUAUCCUGAUUUAACAGCGGAAGUACUGUCACAGAGGGCCGAAACUUUGAUGGAAUUAAAAAGAAAUGAAAGGAGGCUGGUGUCAGAUAUGGACUGCUGUUCCCUGCACGUCUUAUCGUCACUCACGGAUCGGAAAAAAGAAUCUUUGAUUCAGUCGCGGAUGCCAAAGCAUUUGCCAGUACAAUCACCGCUGCAUCUUGACUUUUUAAUGCACGCACACUUGAUUUGGACAAUUUUAACAGUUGGUCUAUGCAAAUGGAACCUGGAUCCCAUGAGUAUGCUCCUGUUCAUGCACUGUCAUACAGACUGAUGCCCCGGGCUUUCUGAUGUGGAAAGCCGAUGAUGGCUGUAAAUGGGCGCUCUCACUAAGACUAAGUCUAUUGAUUUUAUAUUGAAAUUAUCUUUUUGUGGGAUUAUAGUCCUGACAAUUACAUAAGUUAGGUUUGGCCUCGUGCCAAUGUUCGAAACUACUAGUUUUGUUAAUCUUAAGUGCCGACAUGUUACGUUAUUGAAUAUAUACGGACCAAAUUAUGAUGACCCAUCCUUUUUCCGUAAAGUUUUUAAUCUCCUGCCCUAUCUGUCAAACACUCAUCUAAUAAUCGGCAGUGACUUUAACCUGGUUCUAGAUCCCAUUUUGGACAAGACCCCUGUCCGUUCUGUGGGUCACCUGCCAAAUUCUACCAUCACUCUAAACAAAUUAAUGAACUCACUUAAUUUAGUUGAUAUUUGGAGGUUAAAGCAUCUGACUGAGAGGCAAUAUACUUUUUUCUCUUACGUUCAAAACUUCUAGAAUAGAAUAGAUCUAUUCUAGAAUAGAUUUUUUCCUGGUCGACUUUAAGGUUGCCUCAUAACUGCAAUGAAACACCACAAUAGAAUAAUUUCAGACAAUUCUGCUGUGACCAUUUCCCUUGAUCUUUUUGAAAUAAAACCUUAUUAUAGCUGGUGAUUCAACCCUACAUUACUCCUUGAUUCUUAUUUUUCCCAGCAUUUCAUAGAAUGGUUAGAUAACUAUCUUGCAUUCAACAAUUCAGGGGAAGUGUCUGAUUCAACGCUGUGGGAGUCACUUAAGGUGGUAUUAAGGGGACACAUCAUAGCUUAUGAAUCUGGGAUGAAAAACAAAGGAAAGCACGCCUGUCAGUAAUUGAAUCUUUUCUUAAUCGACUUGAACAUUUACAUGCAGACUCUGCGGACCCUGACAUGCUCAAAUAGAUUACAGUAUUAAAGCUAGAGUAAAAUUCAAUUCUUUCUAAUCAAGUUAAUAAUAUGCUAUUAAAAGUAAAAAAAAUUGAACUAGGGGCAAACCGGACAGGCUGCUUGCACGACAGCUGAGAAGCAUUCAAGCUAAUAGACCUAUUCUUAAAAUUAGGAAAAAGGAUGGGACCCUAGUGGCAAACCCCAGAGGCAUCAAUGAGCGUUUCAAAGAAUUUUAUGAAGAUUUAUAUGAAUCUCGGGCUUCCAUUGCCCCUACAGCCCUUUCCUGCUUCCUUCAAUCACUACAUCUCCCUAAAUUAGAUGAUGCAGAACGAGACGCAAUUAAUGCAGAAAUAACUUUAGACAAAAUAUUUCAAGCCAUCAAAUCUUUCCCUAGCAGUAAAGCCCCUGGACCUGAUGGGUUUGGAAUUGAAUUUUACAAGAAAUAUUCUCAGAAACUCGCUCCCCUGAUGCUGAGAUUAUUCAAUCAUUCUAUUGACAGUCAAGAAUUUCCACAAUCAAUGUGCAAUGCCAACAUUUCUUUAAUUCUUAAAAAAACAAAAGAGGAAACAGAUCCAUCAUUACAUCGCCCUAUAGCCCUUCUGAAAUCAGAUCUUAAAAUUUUCACUAAGAUUCUUGCAAACAGAUUAAAUAAAUGUAUAACAAAAAUUAUUCAUCCUGAUCAGACGGGUUUCAUCCCAGGGCGCUUUUCCUUUUUUAAUGUGUGACGCUUAAUGAACAUUCUAUACUCAAAGCAUGAUUCUCUCUCGAAUGUCGCCAUUUUAUCUCUGGACACUGAAAAGGCAUUCGACCAAAUCAAAUGUAAUUAUAUUAUUUCAGUGCUCCAUGAGUUUGACCUAGGAGAAUCAUUCUCUCUAUGGGUGAAAAUGCUUUAUGCAAAACCCAGGGCCUCAAUGCUCACUCAUUUCGAUAAAUCAUCACAAUUCACGCUACAUAGAGGCACUAGGCAGGGGUGUCCAUUGCUAUAAUUUUUAAUUUUUGCCAUUGCUAAUUUUUGCCAUUGCUAUAGAACCCCUCGCGGCUGCUAUAAGAAAUAACCCACUUAUUUUAUCAAGAUAGGUAAAUUAGACCAUCAUAUAUCUCUCUACGCCGACGACAUUAUUCUUUACCUUGUUAAUCCAGAGCCGUCCAUCCCACCCCUAUUAGAUUUGUUGGAGACUUUUGGAACUACAGGGGGGGUUUCGGCUAUAAACGACUUCCCAGUACCUAAGACCCGACCUGAGGUACGUAGAUUCCUGGGAAUGGCCGGUUUCUAUCUGUGUUUUUGUCAAAAUUUCUCCUCUGUUGCUGCACCAUUAACUAUUUUACUUAGUCCUUCAGAACAUUUUGUUUGGUCAACUGAAUGUCAAACAGCAUUUGACAAUAUUAGAGUGUUGCUGUGUAGUGAGCCUGUUCUGUCUGCUCCAAAUUUCUCCUUGGCGUUCAAACUGGAGGUGGACGCGAGUGAUUUAGGACCUGGUGCCGUACUCGUACAGGAGGAUAAGGAUGGAAUCGAUCACCCUGUCUGUUACUUCUCUAAGAAGUUUAAUAGAAGUCAACUGAACUAUUCAACGAUAGAGAAGGAAGCUUUGGCUUUGCUGUUAGCAAUCCAACACUUCGAGGUUUACGUUGGUUCUUCUAUUUUUCCUGUAAUUGUUUAUACAGACCACAACCCUUUAACCUUUAUCUCAUGUAUGUGUAACCAGAACCAAAGGUUGAUGAGGUGGUCCCUUAUUUUUCAGAACUACAAUCUUGAGAUCCGGUACAAGAAAGGUACAGAUAAUGUUGUGGCAGAUGCUCUGUCUCGGGUCAAAGGAAAAGUACCUACUUGUCUAGGUUGGUUCUAUCAAACAUGUAUAUGUUUGUUUUUUAAAGGGUGGGGGUGUUACGUCCCGUAUUGUUUUCUCCCUCUCUUUCACUCUCACCUGUUAUAGGUCCUGUGAUUGGAUGACGUCGCUGCCAGUCAUCGGGUGGGAACAUCGAUACAUCACUUCACAGGACGUAGAGAGGUAAAAUUACCUGUCAUUGCGCACCGCGUCACCAGUUAGAACUACGAUGAAGCAGAGCAGUUGAAAGAGUUUAACGGCUCUCUGGUUUUGAGUAUUCAUACAUUUUAUACGAAUGAAAGUAUGAAUGGUUAUGGCGAUGAGUGUUACAUUUGUAUAUUUUAUUGUAUGAAUAGGCAUGACAAAGUAAAAGUGUUGAAAAGCAGCUAAGGCUCUAUCAUUUAUUUUAUUUUAUUUUAUUUUAUUUUAUUUACGUUACCUCAGGAGUGUUUAUGCGGCUGCGCAUGGAAAAGAAAGCACAUGAGACCAUGGAUUAAGAAUACAUUUAUACAGUUAACCAACUGAGAAUUUAUUUUCAUAUGGCAUGACAGUUACAGCUUUACAGCAAAAUCUGGCGUUCCAAAUGAGAUAUUAUUGUCAGCUUCAAGUCCAUUUCAACGGAUAUACCGUGCUCAGGGAGUAGGGAGCAGUGAACACUACGUAGGGACCCUGUCAAAUGGAAUGCAGCUAUAGUGAUAGGACCAGGUUAGUAUGUCAUGUGACUUACACCUCACAGCAUGUAGAGUUAAAUAAAAUAAAGUUGUUUAAACACAAGGUUAUGAGCGGGUGCCUAACUUAUGUAUUUAUGUUUGUUAGAUAGUGUAGAUAGCGGUGUCCUACACUGAAGAUGUUAGUUUCCUUGCUUUCUUUUGAUUAGUUUAGUAUUUGUUGGGGUUUAGUUAACUUGUUUAUGUUUUAUUGAUUUCUUUUCUUUAGCACCGCUCUUGUCCCUCACUUUGUUAUCGUUUAUUAUUACGUUUGUAUAUAAUUUGUAAAUAGGUAUUUAUUUGUUUUGGAUGUAUGUUUGGUUCACUGUUUAUUGUACUAUUGGGUGUUUUGUUAUAUUGAAUUAUUUUUCUUACUAAAAGCAACUACAAAUUCAGUUUUCCUCUCUGCCUGUUUCUUUAUUACACACAUCACAUCUCCUUGAUAAAUGAGUACAUUCCUUUUAACAGCAUUUUAAUAGUUAAUUUUUCUCGUGUUACGUCUCCAUAUCCCCUAGACGCUAACCCCACACUAGGGUUAAGCUUAACAAAUUCUACCCCUCAAUCUCCUCUACCUGUAACAAAUGUGAAUCUGCCGAGGGCUCUCUGGGAUAUCUCUUUUGGUCCUGUCCGAAACUUAAUAAGUUUUGGAGCGAAUUUUUCAUAUUCUACUCUGAGGCAUAUUCUUGUGAUCUCUGCCCUGAUCCAGCAAUUGCUGUUUUCCGGCUGGUCUGACUCUCUUCAUGGCUUCAGCCAUCAAAUUCAAAAAGCUGUCCAAUAUGGAAUGGUGGUAGCUAAAAAAAAUCAUCCUUUGUCUAUGGAAAAAGCAUCAAAACUACUUUUUAAAUCUUGGCUGUCUGAACUCUCCACCACAUUUAGAGAGACUCAGACACAACCUCUGGUAACAUUGCUGGCUUCGAGGCCACCUAGGAACCCUUUCUUAAACAUCUAUAAAAUGUCAAGGAUAACAGUCUAAAGGUUUGACCCAAGGUUAUUUACAUGAUCACCAUAUUGCCCUUGCCCACUGGCCUAGAAAUGUAUAACAUUAU